UUACUUUUCCUUUCGCUUUUUCAUCCCUUUGUUAUCCGAAUGGCUGCUUCAGAGCAUUCUUCCACUGACGAAGUCUUGGAGAACCUUCAAGAGGAAACCAGCAAAGAAUCAAAGCUAGAAUUUUCCAGCGAUGAGGAAGAGUUGAUUACCAGAAUGUAUAAUCUAGUUGGUGAAAGGUGGGCUUUGAUAGCUGGGAGGAUCCCAGGAAGAACAGCCGAAGAAAUCGAAAAGUACUGGACUGCCACAUACUCAACAAGUGACUGAAAUGAAGUUAACGUUAGCUUCAUAGAGUACAAUUAUAUUGGUCAUCUGCAAGUUUUCCUUCAACACCUUCUCUAUUUAUGACAGUCUUUGCCUUUGAUUCAGCUCAUUUCAGACUUUAUUGUGUCACGGUGUCUGUGUGAAUGUAGUAGGCAUGUUACUCUUAUCAUGAACCGAUUCACAAUCAUUGUGUUUCAGUA
Messenger RNA from Neltuma alba, 461 nucleotides. RefSeq names its product MYB-like transcription factor ETC1. Gene Ontology annotation, biological process: regulation of DNA-templated transcription; cell differentiation. The record is from RefSeq and is a predicted model, not a curated record. NCBI's taxonomy places the organism in Eukaryota, Viridiplantae, Streptophyta, Magnoliopsida, Fabales, Fabaceae. The transcript is spliced from 3 exons. Bases 40 to 264 code for a protein of 74 amino acids. Gene Ontology annotation, molecular function: transcription cis-regulatory region binding. Gene Ontology annotation, cellular component: nucleus.